This is a messenger RNA of Anarrhichthys ocellatus (wolf-eel), 2437 nucleotides long. It is a transcript of the gene pphln1, whose product is annotated as periphilin 1. The transcript is spliced from 10 exons. NCBI's taxonomy places the organism in Eukaryota, Metazoa, Chordata, Actinopteri, Perciformes, Anarhichadidae. Bases 524 to 1804 code for a protein of 426 amino acids. The record is from RefSeq and is a predicted model, not a curated record. Gene Ontology annotation, cellular component: nucleoplasm. Gene Ontology annotation, biological process: negative regulation of gene expression, epigenetic; protein localization to heterochromatin; negative regulation of DNA-templated transcription.
UUGUUUUGUCAAUUUGCGUGGAGUACAUCACCUUUUAAUGUGGGUUAUUCAGCACAUAUUGAUCUAGGAGAUGCAAUAUGUUGCCGUAUAUAGUUGUUUGUGAUUUUGUAUGUCGGCAUAGAUUAGUUAACUUGUUCUCGGAUGAAAUAAAACGUGCGGAUGUUUGCAGCAUACAUGGAGGCGAGCUAAUUAGCAACGCUAGCUGUCUGUUCUACGUGGAGCUACAGUAGUUAGUAGUUAAUUCACCAUCAAAGGACACAUUGCUGUUGUUUGUGUAACUUAUUGGCUGUGUGUUAUCGAGCUAGUGUUACGUUUAAUACGGUGUUGUUGGUCAAACGUACGACAAGCUAGUCUGCAGAAAGAAACCUCAGCCAGCUCAGCUGUUGGAUCACAUCCCAUGGUCCAGCAGUACUCCCUGUGUUGUCUUAAGUAGAAAAUAUAAACCUCAAUAUUUCCACGUUUUUGAAAUAUCUGAUAACCGAUUGAUGGGCUUGAUUAUAGAGAUUCUCUCCUAAACGGUUGCAUGACAACUUAUUCCAUGUGUAUAGACUUGACACUGUUUAAAAAAACAAAUCUUUUUACAGAUUUUGUUGAAGAUUGUAUUUUCUCUAUAUCACCCCGAUUCUCAGAGGCCCUUGAGUCCAAAAAAGUUGACAUGAACAAACACACCGUCGAUGAACACAUGACGUACAGGAGAGACAGGAGUAUCCGAGAGGUGUAUGAUGAUCGCUUUUUGGCAGAGAGACCGGGUCCUUACCCACGGGCAGCUGGGGCAGCGGAGAGAAGGGCCCCCUUUGGCAGGCCGGAGGACGACUAUGGCCGCGGUGGUGGCGGCGGCGGUGGCUACGAAUACGAAGGAGGUCCGCGCUUUUUCCCAAAUGGAGGCCCACGAAAUUAUCAUGAAGAACAGAGGAGCUACCACGGUGGUGACAACCUUCAUUUCUCUGCCGAGCGCAGACCUGUUCCGCCUUCAAGGAGGGAGGAGUACCCUUACAGAGGACCCAGGGAAGACCAGCACCCAGGACGGCCUUUGGAGUUUAACAACCGUGCCCCACCACCUCACAACGUGCGAAACCAGGGCAUCUACCCACCGCCCCGAUCGCUCCCAGAGAGCGGCGAAGACACGCUAGUGCAAGCCAUCCUCAACCUGGACCGAGGGGAGGACCCCUACAGGAGGAAGGUGGCCCCGUUCCCCCCGCUCAGAGAGCGGUCUCCCGUGCGCCGCGAGGUGGCCCGUUCCCCCCAAAGUCGCUCCGGCUCCAGCGUCAGCAGCAGAGGAGGCUACUCGCCAGACAGAGCCAAGAGCCUGCCAUUUCCCUCGCAGCAAGACAAGAACAAAAUUCCUGGCCUGUCAAGAGAGGGCUCCCCACACAGCGCAACCUCAAACAAGGAGGAGAACCAUCCUCCAGAGGGAGAAAAAGAGGAGCCUCUGGUGGCUCCGGUCGUUGAGGAGAGCCAGAAGUCGUCUUCGGACAACUUUCAAGAGCGGCGAUCCCUGGCCAUCGCGGCCAAAGCUCAGGAGAUAGAGAAGGUGUACCGGCAAGACUGCGAGACAUUUGGCAUGGUGGUGAAGAUGCUGGUGGCUAAAGACGCCAACCUGGAGAAGCAGCUGCAGGUUCCCCUCAGGGAGAACCUCGGGGAGAUCCGCGAACGUUGCCUGGAGGACCUCAAACACUUCAUCAGCGAGCUGGACGAGGUGGUCCGGCAGUCGGAACCUUCUGUCUGUGACUCGACCACCCCAUCGACAGCCCUGACGGGUCAUAAACUUUCAAAGACGGGAGUCAAUCACAGCUCGUCUUUCUGACACGUCGGCCAUCAGGUGCGUGGAAGGAUUGACUUGUGAACAUGGUGGAUAUCUUGAAUACAUUGUUGCUGGACUUGGAACUAUAGCACAGCGAAGUGACAACAAACUCAAAAUGGAAUUGAUGCAGCGUUGCAUUGUAUUUGGGGAUGAACAGUGUUAAUUUCAAACAGACCAUUUUUUACUACUUUUCUCUGUUGAAAGAUGGAGAUUAUGAAAUGAUGUUCAAAGUUGUUUCACUGUCAAAUCUUUUAGUCUUAAAUCACAUGGAAAUGGUUAACAUGAGUAUUUUGUUAUUUAAACAAUUUUGGUGAAAAUAUGUUGCUGAGAAUAGACAGUCAGUCCUGCAGCAUGAACACACUUUUCUAAAAGAUAAGACGAUGUUUUGUUUUGUACUAUUUUCAGUUAUGUACAUUCUGUGGCAGUCAGACGUAUGACUUGGUGCUGCUAAAUUUACAGUUCUACAUUCUUGUAUAACUUUGUACUGUCUGGAAAUGCCAGUUUGGUUACUUUUUUUUUAUUGUGUUGUGUCAUUUGCUUUUCAAACUUUAAUUUCCUUCCCAGAAAAACCGGCACACGGCUUGAUUAUUUUUCAUGACAUAGAAAGAAGGUUGUAGUAAAGAUUGUUUCUGUUAA